This is a messenger RNA of Rhododendron vialii, 2663 nucleotides long. Its product is annotated as mediator of RNA polymerase II transcription subunit 25. The coding region runs from base 63 to 2525 and encodes 820 amino acids. Gene Ontology annotation, biological process: positive regulation of transcription by RNA polymerase II. The record is from RefSeq and is a predicted model, not a curated record. Gene Ontology annotation, cellular component: transcription regulator complex; mediator complex. Lineage: Eukaryota; Viridiplantae; Streptophyta; Magnoliopsida; Ericales; Ericaceae. The transcript is spliced from 15 exons.
CUAGUAGGACAAAAACCAUUUCCUCAUCCUCUCUCCGCGAAGUAGUCCACCCCACCAACGCAAUGGCGGAGAAACAGCUGAUCGUGGCCGUUGAAGGCACCGCCGCCAUGGGUCCCUUCUGGCAAUCCAUUGUUUCCGACUACCUCGACAAGAUCAUCAGGAUUUUUUGUGCUACCGAAUUGGCAGGGCAGAAGCCAUCUGCUUCUAAUGUGGCGCUCUCUCUAGUCACAUUUCAUGCUCAUGGAUCCUAUAGUGGUUGCUUAGUGCAGAGGAGUGGCUGGACAAGAGAUGUUGAUAUUUUCUUGCAUUGGCUGUCUGCUAUGCCCUUUGCCGGUGGAGGAUACAAUGAUGUUGCUAUUGCAGAAGGACUUGCUGAAGCUAUCAUGAUGUUUUCUGGGGUAUGUGGAAGCCAAACUCAACAAAAUGUAGCUGGGCAUAGGCACUGCAUUCUGGUUGCAUCAAGCAAUCCUUAUCCCUUGCCCACGCCAGUUUAUCGACCGCAAGUGCAGAAUUUGGAACAGGGUGAAAACAUUGAGGCGCAAACACAGAGUCGUUUAUCAGAUGCUGAGACAGUUGCUAAGUCAUUUGGUCAGUCUUCUGUUUCUUUGUCAGUCAUUUGUCCAAAACAACUUCCAAAACUGAAAUCAAUCUACAAUGCGGGAAAACGCAAUCCUCGAGCAGCUGAUCCCCCAGUGGAUAAUGUGAAAAAUCCUCAUUUCCUUGUUCUAAUCUCAGAGGAUUUUAUGGAGGCUCGUGCUGCUUUAAGUCGGCCGGGAAUUACAAGUUUAGCAUCCGGUCAAAGUCCUGUAAAGAUGGAUAUAGCUUCAGUUCCUCCAGUUUCAGCACCACCACCAACUUCUGUUCCACCAGGUUUAAAUGGAUCUAUCAUGAACCGGCAACCAAUACCUCUCGGAAACAUACCCCCUGCAACUGUGAAAGUUGAGCCGAGCACUGUUAGUUCCAUGGUAUCUGGUCCUUCUUUUCCACAUAUUCAGUCUGUUCCUCGACCGACUUCUCAAGGAGUCCCAAGCUUGCAAACAUCUUCACCAAUGUCUUCUUCUCAAGAAAUGGCCUCAAUUAAUGACAAUAUUCAAGAUUUAAAACCCAUAGUUAGUGGCAUGGCCCAGCCUUUGCGUCCUGUAGGUCCAGCUGCGGCAAACGUGAGUAUUCUGAACAAUCUCUCUCAAGCACGGCAAGUGAUGAACUCUGCUGCCCUUUCCGGGGGAAGUUCCAUAGGACUUCAAUCAAUUGGCCCAACUCCGAUGGCCAUGCACAUGUCAAACAUGAUAUCCAGCGGAAUGUCAUCUUCUGUGCCUCCUGCUCAAACUGUACUAACAUCUGGUCAAUCAGUAAUCACUUCAAUUGCUGGUUCUGGGACACUCACAGGAACUGCACAGGCGGCACAAAACCCAGCUCCUGGUUCAUUCACUUCUGCUACAUCUAAUAAUAUGUCUGGGACUUCAAAUCUGAGCAUGUCGCAACAAUUGGGUAAUCUCCAAGGAGGUGUUACUAUGGGUCAAUCAGUACCUGGCAUGAACCAAGCUAAUCUUCCUGGACCUCAGAUGGUACAGAGUGGAAUCGGCAUGAAUCAAAACAUGAUGAGCGGCCUUGGCCCAUCUGGUAUUUCUUCUGGAACUGGCACAAUGAUUCCUACUCCCGGCAUGACUCAGCAACUACAACCAGGAAUGCAGUCUCUUGGUGUCAAUAACAGUUCGGGUGCCAAUAUGCCCAUGUCCCAACAGACAACAAGUGGGCUGCAAUCAGCACAAUCUAAAUAUGUUAAAGUUUGGGAGGGAAACUUAUCCGGGCAGAGACAAGGCCAACCUGUUUUUAUCACAAGGCUGGAAGGUUAUAGGAGUGCAUCGGCUUGUGAGACGCUUGCAGCAAAUUGGCCGCCAACAAUGCAAAUAGUUCGGCUUAUAUCUCAGGAUCACAUGAACAACAAGCAAUAUGUUGGAAAGGCAGAUUUUUUAGUUUUCCGUGCAAUGAAUCAGCAUGGAUUUCUUGGACAGCUACAAGAAAAGAAGCUUUGUGCAGUAAUACAGCUACCGUCGCAGACAUUGCUGUUGUCUGUCUCUGACAAAGCCUGCCGCUUGAUUGGAAUGCUUUUCCCUGGGGAUAUGGUUGUGUUCAAGCCACAAAUAUCAGGUCAGCAGCAACAACAGCAGCAGUUGCAGCAGCAGCAGCAAAUGCAAGCACACCAACAGCAUCCACAGUUACAACAGCAACAACUACCUCAGAUGCAACCUCAGAUGCAACAACAACAACAUACACUUUCACAGAUGCAGCAACAUCAAACACUUUCGCAGAUGCAGCAACAGCAGCAGCAAACGAUUCCUCAGAUGCAGCAACAACAAACGCUUCCACCAAUGCAGCAACAACAAAUUCCGCAGUUACAGCAACAACCAUCGCAUCAAAUGGGUCAAGCUUAUGUUCAAGGUCCAAGCAGGUCGCAGUUAGUAUCUCAGGGACAAGUGUCAUCACAAGGGCCACCGAGUAUGCCUGGAGGAGGCUUUCUAAACUAAUGAGAACUAUUUUGCAUAUGAGAGGAAAUCGUGCAGUAAACAAUUCUGCCGUUGAACAGAAAUUUCAGAUAAGCGAUGAAACUUAAUUGUACCAGAUGUUCGCAACAGUUAUAAAAGGCUAUGGUUUUGAGCUUGUCA